AUGCACAUCUCGGUGGAGCAAUACAAAGUCUUCCUGGGACAAAACAUCCUUUUCGCGAGUUGUCCGGCAAUUCAUGGCACUGUCACAUACAAGCCCAGCCGAACGGUGCAAGACGAAACCAUUGAUCGCAAUCAUACCUUGCGACUCGGCACUUUCUCUGCUCACUCGUUGAUGCGCGGGCUGGUCGAAGCGCUGGAAUCGAUAUAUCAAUAUCAGAGACGAGUGUCCGGCUGUGAAGUGACAAAUCUGCAAUUCGUGCGGACAAUCGCACAAUUGAAAAUGGGCAUCGCUUCGAUUCAAUACCAACGGAUGAAGAAAUUGAGAAUGUAUAUCGGUCGCUACACGGGAGAACACACGGGAAAGUGUUGGCCACCAAAGCCCAUGUUCGAAGGCUUUCGAUGCUGUGGUGUGUUAUGGGGAGGAAAAUUGAGCCCGACCAUUGCGAGAUGGCUUCGAAAUUGCGUGACUGGAGGGAGGAGGAGACAAUCGGAGGGUCAUGCGGAAACGUGGAUUGUACAGGAUCGACGACCAGUCAUCUCUGACGCUGUCUUUGCGAUGAAUCUCGAUAGGAAUCGGAGGCUGCCUGCCUUGCAUGUGAAUGGGAGAUGGAAAAGGUUGGGGGAUGGAUCUUCGCGUGUGGCCGACGAAUUUCUGGACUUGUCCCGCGUUCCAGAUGAGGUUCGACACAGGAUCUGCUACUUUCUGGGUUGA
Sphaerulina musiva SO2202 is the source of this 711-nucleotide messenger RNA. RefSeq lists its product as uncharacterized. The transcript has a single exon. The record is from RefSeq and is a predicted model, not a curated record. The coding region runs from base 1 to 711 and encodes 236 amino acids. NCBI's taxonomy places the organism in Eukaryota, Fungi, Ascomycota, Dothideomycetes, Mycosphaerellales, Mycosphaerellaceae.